ACUCUACCCCGCAAAAUGGCAGCGAGAAGCGGUACAGCUCGACCCGACCUGGAGGGCAUAAGUUUCCGCGGCUUUCCACACGUCUUUGUCGCCAUGCUAGGUGAUACGGCGAUUUGCAAUGGAUCACGAUCGAAACAACCCUGGAUUAAUUGGAAGAAAUAAGUCCAGCGAGAAGGCAAAACCUCAGUACCAUCGAGCGUACAAAGCAUGCAUUUCGUGCCGCAACAAGAAGGCAAAAUGUCAGAUUACCGCUGAGGAGUAUGCUGCCGGACUUCCCUGCGCCAAGUGUCGCCGCGAGAUGCGUCCUUGCACUUACACCGUAACACGGCAUGGCCCGAGACGACAGAGACAGAACGUUGGUCAUAGCCAAGACGGUGACGAGGAAGGCAUGAGCCUAGGGACUCAUGCGGACAUUGCGUCAGAUGCGAAUGCGUCUCCUACAACAGCAGCUCUGCCAAAUGCUUCUCAAGGGGCUGUCCAAGGCCAAGUCAGUGCCGACUUGAACGAUACCAUGAUGGCCACCGUCGUCUCGAACGGCAAUGAUGCCCUUAAUCUUCUCUUCGAGGCUGCACAGCGAGAGGAGACAGAUGUGAACGGUCUACGCGUGCCACUCGCUAAUGAUCAGGCCGCCGUCCACGCAAGCGCUUCACCACUAUCGUUCAUUGCAAACAUGAAUUCGACUUCAUUGCCAGAGCUUUCUAGUGAGCUCACAGAAAUCUGGAACGCAUACCGCUUUGUGCGAAUGGGGUGGCUUUCAGCAGGAGAGAUUGUGUGGCUUCUGGAGAUGUAUGAUUAUCUGUGCGGUAUUGUCGCGCACAGCCACACUGCUGACUCAAUCUUCAGGUUCUUCAAGAACAUUGCGCCUCUUUGCCCCAUCUUGGACCAAUUUUAUGCUGAUCGAUCGAAUCACUAUUUACUAGUCACGCACGAGCCGAUGCUUACCUGUAUGAUACUGAUCAUAUCCUCUCGCUAUCAUACGCUACCUAUAAUUGGUGGCCAUUCGCGCGGCUAUCUGAUCCACCAGCGCCUUUGGGAUCACUUCCAGCAUCUGCUUAUGCGGCUUGUGCUAGGGUUGGAGAAGUAUUCGAAAGCAAAGACGCGAACACUCGGUAGCAUCGAAGCAUUGCUACUCUUGACUGAGUGGCAUCCAAGAGCUCUUUACGCCCCUCCUUCCAGUGACGGUUGGGACUCUGAUAUACUGUUCACAGUAAAGGAUCGACGAGAUCAGAGUGGAAAUAUAGUCGACAACCCUUCCAGGACGAGGUGGCGAGAGGACGUGAUCGAGCCGGCCAAUCGAUCAGAUCGUAUGUGCUGGAUGGUGCUGAGCUGCGCAUUGUCUCUUGGCAACGAACUUGGGAUAUUUGACGAACAAGAUAAGCAUGACAAUGCAAGUGCAAACCUUCCUCAACACGAGUGGCGAAUCGUACAGCAAAAAACUCGGUUGUCUAGAAUCCUGUAUGUCUACCAGGAGCAGCUGUCUUCAAGGCUUGGCCGGCGGUCAAUGAUGACACCGAGCAACAGCCACUCAGCAGCCUACUCGGAUAUAUCUCACGAAGCGAGCGAUAAGCAAAGAAACGCGUGGGUUCCUUUCGUCACGGCGUGGACACGCUUGACUAAGAUUGUUCGAUCCAUAUCAGACCUUCUGUUUCCGAACCCUGCAACAACAAGUCAGAUCAUUCGUAGCGGUCGCUACAUUAGCAUGACAGAGCAUAUUCAGACAUUGCUCUCCGCGUGGUCAAAUGAUUACAAAGAUAUACUUUCAUCUGGCUCACAUCUCGCGGACCUUCUUGUUCUAGAAUACGAGAGCACACGCAUGCAUACAUACUCCUUAGGACUCCAAGCCAUUCUGUUCCGGACUCUCGCUGAGUCCAGCGGCUUCAUCUCAAGCUCUGCAUCGUUUCAGCUGACACCUACAGAUUUUGCCCAUGUCCAAAAAGUGAUCGACAGCACACUGACUACGCUGAGGACUACGAUAAAUCUGUAUAAUGAAGAUGUUCUGCGCUUCUGUUCGAUCAGAACCUUCCUCCACAUUACGACAGCCUCUAUCUUCCUCUUAAAAGGUCUCAGUCUGGGAGUCAGUCCUGCGAGGCUGCGCAGCGCUCUGGACAUUUUGAAACAAGUCAUCGUUGCGCUCAAAAACAGCAAUCCAGACGACCUACAUCUUGGAGGUCGAUACUCGAUAUUGCUUGAGAUGCACAUGACAAGACUACAAGAGCACUUCGUACCGUCCACUCGGCCACACAACAUUACGCCUCCAGAUGUUGAUCCCACACAGCCUGCUGACUUUGCAGGUGGUUUGGAAGGAGGCCAGUUUGACAUCGUGGACUUCCAGAACAUGCCAGGGACGGAUAUCUUGAACAGUAACUGGCUCAGUUUGCCACCUGAUGCGAGCCUGAUGUCUUUUGGGAUGGACAAUUUCCAAGGAAUGCAGUGUUUGGGCGAUGAUACUUUGGACUUUAUUUGGAACUUAGGAGUGUGAGUUUUCUUGUCGAACGAACGAUAUUCUACAUCUUUGAUGUGGCUCUGAAAUGCGACUACACGAAAGUGGUCUCCCAGGCUUUUCAAAGGAACAACGGUUCCCACAUUUGCACAAUUUGUUCGUAACAUUAGUCAAUCUCAAAGCACAUCUG
Molecule: messenger RNA, 2630 nt
Organism: Macroventuria anomochaeta
Lineage: Eukaryota; Fungi; Ascomycota; Dothideomycetes; Pleosporales; Didymellaceae
Exons: 4
Coding region: 119-2479 (786 amino acids)
Biological process (GO): positive regulation of transcription by RNA polymerase II; aromatic amino acid catabolic process
Cellular component (GO): nucleus
Molecular function (GO): zinc ion binding; DNA-binding transcription factor activity, RNA polymerase II-specific
Source: RefSeq, a predicted model, not a curated record